UGAAGGCGCGGGUAAACGCGCCAGACGCAGGGCAGUCGCCAUCGAUGGCAAACGAUUAACAUACACUGUCGAGUCUCGAAAAUCCAUUGAGAAAGGUCAAAGUGAGCACGUCAACCAAGUUUGAAUUUGACCGUUGAAAGUAUCAAAAUUAAAUGUCGAAUUUCACUGUAAAAUAGCACUGACUUAGCUUAUCUUCAUAAUCAUUGUGAUUUUUGAAGAGAGGAUACAAUAAUUUUUAAGUUUUGACUACACAACGGUAUCAUGAAACCCGGCGGAGCUACAAAAUUCGUCACUGUCCAAACCACCGAUUCGCAGAAUUUCAAGAAUCUAAAGGACGUUAAGGGUAAAGCCAAAAAAACUACUCAUCAACCAUUACACACUCUGCAACCAGCAGCAACGGAUAAAGAAAAUUUAGUUGGUGCUGGAAGGCAACUUCGCUCCACGCCUCCUAGUAAAGGUGCCAUGAAAAAUGAAAUGUCUGAUAAAGCAAAAAUAGCCAUUAAAAAAACUGUUGAUAAAUCAGCUGCUACUAAAUCCAGUACCUCUAAAAAAGUUACAGACAAAACAAAGACUGAUAAUAAAAAAGUACAAAACGAUGCUAAAAGAAAUGGAAGGAUUUUCAAAAACCAAGCUGUACAAACUGAAGAAGCGAAAAGAAUUAAAAUUUCGAGUGAAGAUUUAACUUCUGAAGCUGGCCCAAGUGAAGAUUACUGGAAAGUUCUUGCAGAAAGAAGACGAGUAGCUCUACAAGAUGCCCUAGAAGAAAAUCAAAUAUUGUCUGAUCAACUUAAAGUUUACAAAGAAAUGCUUGAUGAGUCCAGAGCUCUUGUUGAAGUCUUGCAGGACAUGAUUGGUGAAGACAGAAGUGAUAUCAACAAUUCACUAGAUGAUAGUCAUCUUUAAUGUAUAUUCUAUUUUAAUGUUGUAUAUACUAUAUAUAGACAUGACUAGUACAGUGCUUGGUUAUUUUUACCAGUGCUG
Phymastichus coffea is the source of this 981-nucleotide messenger RNA. RefSeq lists its product as uncharacterized. Gene Ontology annotation, biological process: regulation of DNA replication. Bases 262 to 903 code for a protein of 213 amino acids. Lineage: Eukaryota; Metazoa; Arthropoda; Insecta; Hymenoptera; Eulophidae. The record is from RefSeq and is a predicted model, not a curated record. The transcript is spliced from 5 exons.